Messenger RNA from Chrysoperla carnea, 3290 nucleotides. It is a transcript of the gene Agps, whose product is annotated as alkyldihydroxyacetonephosphate synthase. The transcript is spliced from 5 exons. Bases 65 to 1951 code for a protein of 628 amino acids. The record is from RefSeq and is a predicted model, not a curated record. Gene Ontology annotation, molecular function: FAD binding; alkylglycerone-phosphate synthase activity. Lineage: Eukaryota; Metazoa; Arthropoda; Insecta; Neuroptera; Chrysopidae. Gene Ontology annotation, biological process: lipid biosynthetic process.
UAGAUGGGGAUAGAACAUAGAAGUUUGAAGUUCUUAUACAUAUUAUUACUCAUUUGAAGCCGGCAUGUCUAAUAUAAAUCAGUCAAGUGAAAAUGAAAAUUUCGAAGAACAACAAAAGAAAAAGAAUUUAAAUGAUAACACAACAAGUAUAAAAUUAUUACCACUUGAAAAAAGUAGAACCACAGACAAAACAUUCAAAAAGUCUGUGAAAAGUGCUGUGCCCAAAAAUAGGCAAGAAGUUUUGAAAUGGAAUGGUUGGGGAUAUAAGGAUUCCAAGUUUGUUUAUAAAGAUGGUGCAAUAUGUUUUACUGGUAACAGAUAUCCAAUUGGUGAAUUAGUUUUACCGUAUUUCACAGAAUGGGCAGAAACAAAAUUGAACAUCAAUUUUUCGAAGAAACGAAAUGCACAACCAUUACCAUCUCCCGAUAAAUAUCCAAAACCAAAAAUUAGCGAUGAAGUAUUGGAAAAAUUUAAACAAGUUGGUUUAUCUACAUCCAUUGAAGGUAUUGAUCGUCUUGUGCGAGCGCAUGGUCAUACUUUACACGAUAUUGCCACCUUACGAGAGUCAUUUUUCAAUCGAAUUCCUGACAUAGUCGUUUGGCCCAACGGUCACGAUCAAGUCGUCCAAAUAGUUCAUAUAGCAAAAGAACACAAUUUGGCGAUAAUACCUUUUGGUGGUGGAACAUCUGUAUCGGGAGCAGUUUCAUGUCCAUCAAACGAGGAACGUACAAUUGUAUCACUUGACACAUCACAAAUGAAUAGUUUAUUGUCAUUAGAUAAGGAAAAUUUGGUAGCUACAUUUGAAGCAGGUAUUAUUGGUCAAGAUUUAGAACGAGAACUACAUGAACAAGGAUACACAUCUGGUCAUGAACCUGAUUCAUAUGAAUUUUCUAGUCUUGGUGGUUGGGUGGCGACACGAGCUUCUGGCAUGAAAAAAAAUAUUUAUGGUAACAUAGAAGAUCUAUUAGUACAUGUCAAAAUGGUUACACCAACUGGAGUAUUACAAAAAAAUUGUCAAGUACCUCGAAUGUCAUGUGGACCGGACUUUAAUCAUAUUGUUCUUGGAUCGGAAGGAACAUUAGGUGUUAUAACUGAAGUUGCAAUUAAAAUUCGACCAUUACCCAAAUGUAAAAAGUACGGUUCAAUUGUAUUUCCAAACUUUGAGGCUGGUGUGAAAUGUAUGCGUGAAGUUGCACGACAACGGUGUCAACCAGCAUCCAUACGUUUAAUGGACAAUGAACAAUUCCAAUUUGGUCAAACGCUACGACCUGUACCUGGUUAUUUUGGAUUGGUGCUUGAUGGUCUUAAAAAAAUGUACAUUACAAAAAUUAAAGGUUUCGAUCCAAAACAUAUGUGUGUUACAACAUUACUCUUUGAAGGUGACCCGAAAGAUGUCGAAAUUCAAGAGAAGAAAAUUUAUGAGAUUGCUGCACAAAGUAAAGGUAUUCCUGCAGGUGAAACUAAUGGCGAACGUGGAUAUUGUUUAACAUUCGUCAUUGCGUAUAUCAGGGAUAUUGGUUUGGAGUAUAAUGUUGUAUCGGAAUCAUUUGAAACAUCUGUACCAUGGGAUCGAACGUUGUCCUUGUGCCGUAAUGUAAAAUUUUGUAUUGCACAAGAAUGUAAAAAGUUAAAUAUCAGUCAUUAUUUAUUGUCAUGUCGUCUGACCCAAACCUACGAUACCGGUUGUUGUAUAUAUUUCUAUUUUGGAUUUAAUUACGGUUCAUUACCAGAUCCUAUACAUUUAUAUGAGAUGUUGGAAGAGAAAGCACGUGAUGAGAUCAUUGCAUCUGGUGGAAGUAUAUCACAUCAUCAUGGUGUUGGUAAAAUGAGAAAGAAAUGGUAUCCAUCAUCGGUGUCUGCUCUAGGUGUUAGUUUGUACAGUGCUACCAAACAUUCAUUAGAUCCUGAUAAUAUAUUUUCUACUAAUAAUUUGAUACCAUCACGAUUAUAAACCUUUUGAUUUUAUCCGAUUCUGAUCCGAAGAGAUCUAAUUUAGUAUAAAUGUUGCAGUCAAUUUGCUUAAUUAGCCAUUCAAUUAACAACCUAGCCUUCUUCCUACCACAAAAUUAAUUGUUUUAAAUUUUAAAUGUCCCUAAAUUUUAAACUACAAAAAUACAGCUCUUUGAUCUAUUACGCGAACAAAGUCUGGUAGUUGAUAUCGAGUACAGCGUUGUCAGAUACUCAAUCUAACCGUAGGUCCAUCUAUAUUUUAUUAUUUGAACUAUAUCUAAUUAUGAUAUGUUUUAUUUUUGUUAUGAUUUACUUUGAGGUUACGUUAUCAAGGUAAUUAAUGUUAAAGUAAUUAAAGUAACAUUCGUCUAGCUGUUUGUUUGAAUGAUUGAAUAACGUUCAGGCUACUGGUUGAAGAAUGCCGAUUAGUAAAAAGGCUAGGCUGUUAAUUAAACAGCUAAUUAAGGUAGUGGAUUCCGAAAUAAAUGCCAUAAUAAAUGUAUAUAUGAUAUUUAAUUUAUAAAAAUACUGAGAUGUGCUUUUUCAUGAUUAAGUCAAAAGUAGCCAACUAUUAAACUAAAUUUAUUCAUCAAAUUAAUGGCAAAGCACGCAGAUGUAGACAGCACUGUAAUCUUAAAUUCAUCAGAAUAUAUACGAAGAUAUUUCUAUUACAGUGACAGGCAACUGAAUGACUCGUGCCGUUUGGGGUCUUGAAGCGAUACAUAACUUCUCUCAAAUGUACAGGUACUAGAAACAAGGCUUUUAGUUUAAGGGAUGUUGAGUCCAAAACCCUAAUUUUAUUUACUGAAAUGUACUAAUUAUGACGCGCCAUCUAAAAAUAAAUAACUAAAAUUAAACUUUAAAAAUAUUAAAUUUAAAUUUGAUAGGCUGUAGCCUCAACAGAUACCCUAAAUCAGGGAUGGCGAACCAAUGUCAUGCGAAACAAUAUUUUGGGUACGCCACCGAUCACAAAGUUCACUAUGAAGUAUUAUAGCCUCAUUAAACAUUUUUUUAGAAAAAAAAAUGGCACGUUGAUAUUAAAAGAUUCGUCAUCCUUGCUCUAAAUACAAGGGACUCGGUCCUGAUUAGUAAAAAUUUGCAUUGUACUUUAGUCUCUCUAGUCAUGUAUACAUAUAAGUAGAUGUAAGACUCGGAGGAAAAUUUUCCAGGGUAUCUGUUAUAUUGAUGAAAACCAUCAAGAAUGUUGGUAUUAACGUUUUUCAAGAAUAUACGGAAAAGGAAAAGGUUUGGUAUUUUUUGAACGAUUUUUAGUUUUUUUUAAUCAAAUUGAAAUUGAUUCAGUUUUGAGUUAGUGCCAUCAAUUAUAAAAAUAUAUUAGU